UGACGGCGACGCGGUCCAUGUGGCGGUGCAGGGUCUGUGCUGGGUUGCCUCACUCUCGGCAACUCCCAGGAGCAACUCCUGCAACUCCCUCCACUCUGGCGUGCAACGUGGCUUGAUUUCGCAAGGGACCAACUGUUCAAUUUGAGAGUGGAGUAGUGGAUUCCAGCCGCCUAAUGUCUCCCUUGUUUCGAAUCCUCUGCGUAGGCGACUCGCUUACGGAGGGUUAUCAUCAUUACGGCACGGCCUUCCAUCCUUACAGUCUAACCCUGGAGCGCUCUUUAUUGAACUACCCACGUUUCAAGGACGCUUCUUUUACAGUCACCACCGAUGGCAGAUCCGGGGAUCGUGUCCUUUCACCAGGCACGUUCGUUUCCCGUUUGGAAAUGCGUCUACGCGAAGCUGAGCAGGAGGGUUUUACGUACGAUUGGGUUGUCAUUCUCGGAGGGAUCAAUGAUAUCGGGUAUAGAAUAGAUGCGGUGGCUAUCUUCAGUGGGCUGAAGGAGCUUUGGUCUAUGGCAUUGCGGCACGGAUCCAAGGUCAUCGCUCUUUCAUGCCUGGAGUGGGAUGUCGAGCAAAGGGAUGGCUGGAUCGCAGCUCAGGUCAAACGACUCAACGGGCUCAUUGAAGGGUUUCAAGGGACGUGCGACGGCUGGUUUUUCUAUGACAUUCGUUGCGAUGUGCCUCAGUUCGCACUUGCGGGGGAGGAGAGGGAUAUUUUCUGGGAUGAUGGGAUGCAUUUGACCGCUGCUGGGUAUGAUAGGAUGGGUGAAUGUAUCGCCAAUGCCCUUUUGAGAUUCGAAAUGAGGAAUAGGAACUGAUUAUGGAGAUUCAUGUACACCAUUGUCGUCGCUGUGGUUUGCUAUGUCUGGCUGUGUAUCUGAACUCAAGGAAUCUAGCUAAGCAUUUGCAAUCCAAUCAGGUCGGAAGGUCGUAGCCACGUUUCCACAUUAUCGAAGCGGAGGCGCGAUGAACGAUUGACCAUUGUGACAACGUUACUGAGCGGUAG
Molecule: messenger RNA, 1006 nt
Organism: Fimicolochytrium jonesii
Lineage: Eukaryota; Fungi; Chytridiomycota; Chytridiomycetes; Spizellomycetales; Powellomycetaceae
Product: SGNH hydrolase-type esterase domain-containing protein
Exons: 2
Coding region: 174-818 (214 amino acids)
Molecular function (GO): phosphatidylcholine lysophospholipase A1 activity
Source: RefSeq, a predicted model, not a curated record